This is a messenger RNA of Talpa occidentalis (Iberian mole), 4932 nucleotides long. Its product is annotated as C-type lectin domain family 2 member F-like. Bases 175 to 771 code for a protein of 198 amino acids. Gene Ontology annotation, cellular component: external side of plasma membrane. NCBI's taxonomy places the organism in Eukaryota, Metazoa, Chordata, Mammalia, Eulipotyphla, Talpidae. The transcript has 5 exons. The record is from RefSeq and is a predicted model, not a curated record.
ACCCAUUUUCCCUUGCAGUGAACACAGCCUGCUUCAGCGCACCUCAGGUCCACAAAGUCAUCUCACAAAGCCAUCCUCUCAUCUUGAAAAAGCCAGCUGUGCUCUAGGAGGCAUUCAGAGUUCGUCCAUACAUUUCUCUUCCAGUGCCUGCUUAACAGCUCUCCUGCAAACAGAAUGCCCAAGUCUUUGCAUUCUCUGCUGGUAAAGACAAAGAAAGAUGCUGCCUCCACAGAUGACAAGGAAGCAGGAGGAUGGGGUGAAAGAUUUUGCCAAAGCAAGCAUCUAACCUCUGCCAUCAGUGUCAUCUGUGUUGUGCUUCUAACUGCAGUGAUUGUACCUUCUGUUCUUCUGGCAGCAAGAAAGGAAAUGACAGCCUUGGAGCACUGUGGGUGUGCACCCUGCCCGGAAGGAUGGAUUGGAUUUGGAAGCAAGUGUUAUUAUUUUUCGGAUGACAUAGGAAAUUGGACAUUCAGCCAGCUCUUCUGUACGUCACAAAAAGCCAAUCUUGUGCAGAUUGAAACCCUGAAGGAAAUGAAUUUCCUGAAAAGAUACAAAGGUCCUAUUGGCCACUGGAUAGGCCUUAGUAGAGAGUCGCCAAAUCACAGCUGGAAGUGGGCAGGCAACGCUGGAUACAAUAUCACGUUUCCCAUCAGAGGAGAUGGGGAAUGUGCCUACCUGAAUGACAACGGGGUCAGCAGUAGCAGGAUCUACACAGAUUGGAAAUGGAUUUGUAGUAAACCAAAUAAUUACACUGACAAGUGCCACCAUUAAUUAAACUCUUCAUAGGGAAUUUCCCGACCACUUAUGAGACACUGCAUUGAAUUUUGCUAUAUAUGGUUGCUGUACAUAGCUUAUUCUACCAAAAAUACUACCACUAUUCAUCAGACUAUGUAUUAGCAACCAGUAUGCAAACUACCAUAAGGUCGUAUAAUACAAGGAUUUGGUAGAACCUGACUCUAACUUAAGUAGGUAUUUUGGUAUGAAUUGAUACUGAUAUUUUGAAACCAGAAUAUAAUAUCUAUGAAUUCUACCUCUUAUGGCCAGAUGUAAAACCUUCCCUGUAUAGUCUGAUCUUUGCACAUGAAGAAACAUCAAAAUGACCAUAUUAAUGAAACCAUGCAAAAUUAUUUUUGUAUUCAAUGAGAAAAAUUACAAUUAACCUGUGAUCUUUGAAAAAUUCCAAAUUCUCUUACUGUCACAAAUAUAUAGUGAAAUUUAAAAGCACUAAAAAUAUUUCUUACUGUGUUUUAAAAGACCAGAAACAGUUUAAUUCUAAUUCUGUGUUUAUGUUUUAAAUUACAAUGUGCUAAACAAUGUGAUACCCAUAAACAACAUUCUUUAUUUUAUCCUUUAUUAGAUUUAAAAUUCUUCUUAUCCCAGAUUAAAUCACAGAUAGUUACUUGAGCACUUUUAGCAGUCAAUAUUCAGUGAGAAUUCUGUACAUGCCAUUGUACAGAAUUAAAUUUCUAUAGCUUCAGCUGCACUGUACUGAUGAUUCCCAAUAAGGAUGAAAUAGCAAUUUAUAAUGCAGUUUUUCUUAUGUAUUUUAUUUCUUUCACGUUAUUGGCAUAUUAAUCUAUCUUCUUAUAAUUAUUUGAAAUUUUAUUAUGCAUAUGAUUGUACAGAUUUAUUAUAUAUUGUAGGGUAAAUGGUUUUUCAGGCUUUUCUGCCCUCCCACCAUUAGGAUUGCCCUGCCUGAUGGGGCACCUGCAGUUGUUACAUUGUUGGGUUGUUUAUUUCAUGGGCCAUGGGAAGAGUAUUGAGAUAGAAGCAGAAGCAGGAGAGAGAAGGGGAUAAAAGAAGCCAGAGAAGCCAAGAGUGAAAACUUGCUAGGGGCCUGGAGGCCUACUGGGCUCCUGAACCCCCAGAACCUUUGCCUGCCAUGUACCUGUUUGCCACACUACAUGCCAUCAAGUGCUCCAGGAUUCCUCCUUUACCCUGUCUGCUUGAAUCAUAGAAAACCCACUCAGUGCCCUUUCUGGCACUACAGUUGGCACAAGUCGGCAAGAUGGAUCCGAUGCAGAUGGGUAUGGAGCCCUCUGAAGAUCUCAGGAGGAACUGAGGAGUAGCAGACUGUGUUUGCCUGUGACAAUGCUGGAUGUGCCAUGGUAGCACAGGUGGUGACCAGAGUCUAGAGGCUGCUGGAAGAGCUAGAGACGCUGCAGGAGCACAGGAGGUGGACAAGGUCCAGGAGCUGCGGGACGAGACCUCGCAUGGAGGAGGAGAUGGCCCGUGAGGACCAAUCCACGACCUCUGAGACAGCAGAAUUGUCAGGGAAGAAAGGACCACAAUUAGGAGCUCGCCAUUGCUGAUUCAGAAAAAGACUGAUGGACUUGGACUUAUAAUCCCACCAGAAGGUGGAGGAACUUUAAAACAGGGUGAUGUUAUGUUUUUGACAUCCUGGGGGUGGAUGGUAUGGUUUGUACACCCCAGGAGAUGGGAAUCUGUGGGUGGCCAGUGGGCUUUGAUGGCCAAAAAGCAGCCUGUGUAUUGCCCAGCAGCCAGGCAGAGGGAAAAAGCCAGCUUAGAAAGGCAAAAGCUGGUGGAGAUUGGGAAGCCCUGAGUGGCUGCUAAGCAGCCUAAGUAUGCUAAAGAAGGCCAGUGAGUCUCUUAAAAUCACCUGUGGGUAAUGCCCUGCUCGUUGUCGAGUAAGGGUGAGGAGCUGAGGAACCCAUCUUUGGGGGAUGGAUGGGGAAUGUGGCUUGUGGUGGGGCCUACAGCCAAAGAGGGGACCCAAGAGAGGCCACAUGUGGAGCUUGUAUCCAUGGAUUCCCGACCCAUGUGCAUGUAAAUGGGUUGGCCUAAGUGCAGGGGUCUGCAUGUCACAGACCCCUGGAUAUGAAAGCUGAGUGUUGGAGUGACCGCAGACAGAAACCCUGAGGAUUGGGCGAUUACCCCAAAGACAGAAUCACCAAUCCCAGAGUGAGUGUAUCCUGGGGGUGGAUGUGGUGGUGGAAGCCUGAUGGCCUCCUGGUGUAUGACAGGAGAUGCCUGAGUGGUUCCCCCCUUGCAUGAGUGCCUUUGGCAGCAGAUGUGGCGGCUCAUCUGCUGGUGCCAAUAAUUGUCUUUUGCCACUAGGUUGGUGCCCUGCCUGGAAUUGUUUGUGUUCUCUUGUAUUGUUUAUUUUCUUUUGUGGGCCAUAGCUGUGUGUUUGUGUUUGUUAAAGGAAACUUGUAUGUGUUUGCAUAUAGAUGUGUGUUUGUAUAUAGAUGUGUUUGUAUGGCAGAAAACCCUAAGGUCGUGGAUUGUAGGGUAAAUGGCUUUUCAGGCUUUUCUGCCUUCCUACACAGGGAUUACCCUGCCUGUUGGGGCACCUGCAGUUGUUACAUUGUGUUAUUUACUUCUGUGGGCCUUGGGAGGAGUAUUGAGAAUAGUCACGAGGAGAAGCAGAAGCAGGAGAGAGAAGGGGAGAAAAGAAGCCAGAGAAGCCCAGAGUGGGACCCCUGCCUGCCCUGUACAUUUCCCGCACUACAUGUAAAGCUCAAUAAAAGCGUGUUAAAGCCACCGAGGGCUCCAGGACUCCUUUACCCUGUCUGCUUGAGUCAAAAAAAUCAGUGCCCAUGUGGCACUACAAUAUAUUUUAUAUUUAUUUUAUAUAUGUUUUAUGUAAUUUAUUAUAUAUAACCAAUACAUUGUAUGUUUUAAAAAUGCCAGAAUUAAAUAUUUUUAUUUGGAGGCAGUAAGUAACCUUUAUUAACCCUCAUAAUGCCUUUUGCCUUAGAAUCCAUUUUAUCUCGGGCUUUAUUUUUUUUAAAGAUAUAUUUAUUUAUGACUGCAAGAACUGGGGUGUAAGCCAGAGGUGUGUUUGGAGGGGGAUGGGUGAGUGUGAGAGGAUUCACCAGAGACAGAGUGGGGAGCAGAACAGGCAGAUGUACUGAAAUACACUGCUGAGGGGAGCAGCCCCCUGAAUCACCAGGGAGGCCCCUAUCUUGGACUUCUAAGAGGCAGGGACUAUGUCAAGUUCACUUCUGUUUCCUGGGAGACCAGCACAUUGCCUCAAAGACUUAUGUUCAAAACAUGCCUGAGGAUGUGCCUCCAUCACUAUCAGAUUCUGCUCUGUUUGCUUAGUUUCUGCUCACUUUCUCACAAAACAAGCUGCAUUUCACAGAAAUACAAAUAACGAGAUUUAUUCUCUGCGUGACUUAGUCACAAAUAAAAUUUAAGUCAUCUGUGACACUUAUGACCUAGUAUUCUUUCAGUUUCCAAAUCAUAUAUCUAAAACAUGGAUUCCAUUUCUUACCAGCUAUGACCUUGAUACUGUAAACUAAAAUGAACAGUUAAAAGUGUUCCCCUCUUCCUGAUCUCAACUAAGGGAGACACACUGGAGCUGGACUGGUCUUGCGAAGAAGCUGCAUUACGGAAAACAAAAGAAGUUGUCUCUGGCAAAUCAGUAAUUUCAAAGAUAGAUUUCAAGGUGUAUACGCCAUCAUUGAAGGGCCCAGUUUCCAGAAGAGUAGGUUCUAAAUGGAUCGGGUAAAUUUUAACAAACCUUUUUUCUUUAAUGCACAGAUAAAAAGUUACAUUAACCAGAUACCUGCCCACACUCUCUGUAAAAAUCCGUGAAAAUGUAAAUUGUCUUUCUUGUAGACUGUAUAGAUUUCUAAUUGUGAGACUCAAAAUUUAGGCAGCUUUCCCAUUUCUAUCUGGAGACUGUUCCCAGCCUCCAGGCCUCGGUCUGGAUUCUUUAAUCAGUUCAUCUAAUUUUUGUCUGCCUCAACUUAUGUCAGUCAAUAAUAAAGUAAAUAACCUCUCAAGUAGAGUUUCUUCAAAUAUAAAUGAGUAUAAUAAUAUUAGUUUCAUUGACUAGUCCUAAGAUUCAAAUGAGAUCACAGAUGAAAAUCACUUGCCAGUAGAUCUGAUUCAUAGUAAAUAUUUCAUAAAUUACUGUUUAUGCAUUAUUGCUCUCUGGUAAAAAGUAAAAGUCCAGCAAUA